GGGGCCCGGCCGGGCGGCUCCCGUGUGCCCCGAGUGACCGUCGGAGGUGGCGGCGAGGCUCGGUUCGCCCCGCGCCUCGGGAGUGCCGAGCGCCCUGCGAGGGUCGGCGGGAAUGCGGGCCGGGCCGGGGCCUGCGGCCUGAAGCGGCGCGCAGCCUGCGCAGCGCGGGUCCGACACUCCGGUGUUUGAGACUCUGCGCGGUUCAGUGGUGCGCUGAGUUUGCCCUACAAGGAGAGACAAAUUGUGCUGAUUCAGAAUCCCUGGGUGCAUUGCACAAACCUCGGGCACCGCGGCAGCAGCACUGACCAACAUCCACGACUGCUGUUGGUGUGAUGCAACAGAAGCGCGUUCCUGAAGAGGCUUCAUGUGCCUGGAGGAGAAAUACUCUUCUUGAUUUCUGCCCCCAUAAUUGAAAUCUACCACUGAAAUCAGCAGAAAAGAAAUGAUAAAGUUUUUUCUUAUGGUUAAUAAACAAGGUCAAACAAGACUAUCCAGAUAUUAUGAGCAUGUAGAAAUUAAUAAACGGACAAUGCUGGAAGCUGAAGUAAUCAAAAACUGUCUCUCCCGCUCAAAGGAUGAGUGCUCUUUCAUUGAAUAUAAGGACUUCAAGCUGGUGUACCGACAGUAUGCAGCCCUUUUCAUAGUUGUUGGCAUCGACCAGACAGAGAAUGAGAUGGCAGUAUAUGAACUAAUUCAUAAUUUUGUGGAAGUUUUGGACAAAUACUUCAGCAGAGUGAGUGAAUUAGAUAUCAUGUUCAAUUUGGACAGAGUGCACAUGAUUUUGGAUGAAAUGGUGCUAAAUGGUUGCAUCGUGGAAACAAACCGGAACAGAAUUCUCGCCCCUCUCUUUGUGCUGGACAAAGUGGCAGAAGGCUAGGAAGAUGCAAGUGUGACUAAGGCAUUUUACAAAAGAUGGCAAAAGCAUCAAGAAUGUGCCUAUAGCAGUUUUCUGCUGUUGCAAGACUGACUCAUGCAACAUUCAAUUUAAUUGGAAAAUAUUUUCCAUUUCUUUUAUGCUCUGUGUACCAAAUGGGAAAGAUACAGCUAAAUAUGUGGAUGGAUUUAGAUGCAGCUUCACUGACCCAGCAGAAAUUUUCCUAGAAUGGUCAAUAAUUUUAAAACAUUUGAGGAUGAAGAAAUGGAAACUUACCAUGACUGACUAGGUGUCACUUUUAAUUAUGCAGUAUCGUCAGUCCUAGAAGACAAAAACCAAAGAAAUAAAAAUUCAAACUGAGUUUCAGUCCUUCCCUUAAGCACCAACUUGAUUUAUUUUCAUGCAAAUUUACUGGUAAUAAUGGUUCUGUGACUUUUAUGCCCACUUCUAAACUAUAUUCAUCCUUCAUCAAAAAGAUGGUUUCCCUUCCUUUGACAUGCAAGUCAUGGACACAAAAAGAAAAGUACAGAUGUACUAAAUAUUUUUGCAUACUUUGCAAUCUGUAACUGGAA
Ficedula albicollis (Collared flycatcher) is the source of this 1446-nucleotide messenger RNA. It is a transcript of the gene AP4S1, whose product is annotated as adaptor related protein complex 4 sigma 1 subunit. Gene Ontology annotation, biological process: protein transport; vesicle-mediated transport. NCBI's taxonomy places the organism in Eukaryota, Metazoa, Chordata, Aves, Passeriformes, Muscicapidae. The record is from RefSeq and is a predicted model, not a curated record. Gene Ontology annotation, cellular component: intracellular membrane-bounded organelle. The coding region runs from base 443 to 877 and encodes 144 amino acids. The transcript has 7 exons.